Messenger RNA from Halteromyces radiatus, 797 nucleotides. Its product is annotated as snare region anchored in the vesicle membrane C-terminus-domain-containing protein. Gene Ontology annotation, molecular function: SNARE binding; SNAP receptor activity. The coding region runs from base 50 to 739 and encodes 229 amino acids. Gene Ontology annotation, cellular component: ER to Golgi transport vesicle membrane; endoplasmic reticulum membrane; late endosome membrane. Gene Ontology annotation, biological process: retrograde transport, endosome to Golgi; intracellular protein transport; vesicle fusion with Golgi apparatus. The record is from RefSeq and is a predicted model, not a curated record. Lineage: Eukaryota; Fungi; Mucoromycota; Mucoromycetes; Mucorales; Cunninghamellaceae. The transcript is spliced from 5 exons.
UUUUUUUUUUUUUUUUUACUUUAUUUUAACAGAUUCAAUUUAUAUAUUAAUGGUUGCUGAAAAUAAUGAACAAGACCAUUUUAGUGGUUAUGAACAAGACUUUUAUAGUUUACAAACUAAUUUUAAUAAAACUAUUGAUACCAUUACUACUACUUCAACUGCAGACAAAAGAAAAACUAUUAUCAAUACUGCUGAAAGAGAACUAAGUGAAGCUAAUGAUAUUAUUGGUCAAAUGGAAAGGGAACUUAUCAACGCCCCAACACCAUCUCGUGUAAGAUUACAAGCAAGACUCCGGUUAUUAAAAUCUGAAGGGGAAAAGAUGAAACGAGAUUUGCGACGUGCAUCACUUUCUCCUUUGAUAAAUCAAGAUCGGGAAGAUUUAUUACUUAAUAUGAACCCAGAAUCAGAUUUGGAUGCUUCUACAAUUGAUCAACGUCAACGAUUGUUAAAUGGUACCGAAAGAUUGGGUGAAUCUAGUCGACGCUUGGAAGGAAGUCAUCGUCUUGCUUUAGAAACUGAAAAUAUUGGUGUCAAUAUUUUAAGUACUUUGAAAGGACAACGUGAAACUUUAUUACGAACAAGAGAUACUUUGGGUGAAGCUGAUUCUUAUAUUGACAAAUCAUCAAGAACUUUAAAAGUCAUGGCUCGUCGUAUGGCAACCAAUAAGAUUAUUAUUGGUAUUAUCAUUUUAGUUUUAGUAGCUUUGAUUGUAUUGAUAGUAUGGAGUAAAUUGUUUUGAUUGAUUAUUAUUGUGAAUAAAUAAAUAAAAAAAAAAAGAUACUUUAUACCAUGUGAAA